Messenger RNA from Somion occarium, 3660 nucleotides. NCBI's taxonomy places the organism in Eukaryota, Fungi, Basidiomycota, Agaricomycetes, Polyporales, Cerrenaceae. The record is from the annotation of a GenBank genome assembly.
ACGUAUCUAACCAGCUUCAAGCUUCAACAGUUGCUGCCAUCCUAGACCGCAUAAUUUGGUAUGUACAUCACGCAUAGUAUACAUGUCCGAGUUGCUAUAUACUCAAAUUCUCCAAAGAUUGUAGACCAAUCAUAGCUGUUAGCAGGCUGGAUACACGUUGCUGUUUAGUGGGCCGUCCAAGUGAGUCCAAUUUCGCAGAGUUCCUGUUCCCCUGGCUCACGUUACACAGAUGCAUGUGGAGGACGCACUUCACAGCCCGUACCUACAGGCCUGUUGCUACCGCUUUUGCCCUCUCUAAAGGACGCCGUCUUAUCAGCACACAUGCUCGCCGCCAGACCUUCAACUAUCUCUACGAGCAGUUAACUGCUGCGCGAACUGACAAGGAUAUCAGACUUGCCAACAGGCUCAUCUCCGUCGAAACAGAUAAGGAGGGUCUUGGUACCGUCAUUCACGGCCAUGGACCCACUUCAGCCUCCGAAGCGUCUACGACAUUGGAACUUUUCGCCCAGCGAGACAUCCUCGCGCUAGAACAAUGCGGUGGACAACGACACGAUGCCACGGAGGCCGAGGAAAAUUGUUUGCCUGGGUGGUUUCUAUUGUACUCUGUCCACCGCCGUGUCCAUUCCACUCAGGAUGCAAAACAAGCGUGGAUUCUGUGCAAGUCCUACCUUUCUUCUCAGUCUCCGGAACUCAAGGAUGUCCUAUUGAUUUCAUUUGCAUGGCAAUUCGUGCAGUUCGGUGUUGAAGAUUGUAUGCAGGAUCUAGUGAACGAGUUUACUCGUUUUCCAGAGGCGAUCUCUACCGCAUCAUCCGACGCCCUUCUUCGCAUCUUAUGUAUGGCGUCCGCAACCGAGACCAUACGUGCAUGCGUUGUCUCGAUGUUGAACGCGUUGGCGGAUGGAAGAGCUCCAAUAGCGCAGACGGUUCUGGAGCAGGUCCUUCAGCGUGACCGCCUCAACCUUGACAUAGCUCUAGCGGUAGAACGCUGUAUCAUUGCCCAGGGAGCAAUUCCUGCACACGAGCAGACAAAAGCAUUGCAAUGCUUGUGGUCACCGAACGAGUGGAGCACUGUUGAGGUUCCCUCCUCGACUUUCUUUCAAGAUCUAAAGGUGGCUUUCGAUCACCCCACAUUGUACAUGAUAGACUCCCUAUCCACUGCCAAGACUUAUGACGAAGUCGUUUCUAUAUUGGAAACCGCCGGUGUUCUCACGUGGAAGUGGCUAUACGUUACACUGGCGCCUACCAUGCGUGAGGCUAUAGAACGACUUUCCAGAGUUGGAGUCGAUGUGCCCACACAAUUCAAUGCCUCUCAGGCCAGUCAAAACGGCCAGGGUCCCCCUGCAUGGCUCAUUUUGCACUUACUGCGCAACAGAAUUUUGACUGCGGAAGAUGCGGCCUUGGCUUUCCAUCUUGUGGAUCAUCACCAUGCCUCCCUCGCUGAACCCCUACGGUCAUGCUCCUUGAUUCUUUCCGCAUACUGGUGUGCAAAACUUCGGGUAAUCACAUUUCUUCGCCGUAUCGUACAACGAGUCUUUUCGCUUUCGGAGACCUUCACCGAACGUCACUACGACUUCUUCCUCCGUGCGUUAACAUAUGGUUCAGCCUCCAAAGAGCUCAGUAUCCUUAUCAAGACCAUCCUGUGGAAGAUGUCGAAACUCAAUAUUUCUGCGUCAACCGCCACAUACGAUCGUCUUCACGAUAACGACAUCCUAACUUUGGAGGUAGCAGAAGCUACGAAGGAACAUAUGAAAAUACAAGGCAUCUCGCCAUCGUCUCAUCAUCUCGAAGCCCUCGUUCGGCUAUUCGCGCGGUCAAGACAGCGCGAGAAGGCAAAGAGGUACCUGAUGAUGUUGCGAAAGGCUCUCCUUACAGAUGGGCGUAGUCUUCUCCCGUUAGGACCAAAUCCUGGAUCCCAGUCGGCUGGAGGCUUUACGUCACCGGAUAGAUUCUACAUAGAAUCAUUCAAGCGGUUUUCUGCCAUGCGGCGAUAUGUUCAGCUCAUUGCCGUAGGUCAUGGGAGGCACGUUCGACCGGCAACUAAGCACGGUAGGAAUAGUGACACUUCUCCACAGCCAAAUGACCAUUCGUCAGGCACAAACGGUGCGGGUGCGAUUGAUAACGAUCGCAAAGACCCAGGCGGUCAGGAUAUCCCGUCCAAAGAAGUUCAACCAUCACAUUCACUCCCGUCCACAACAGCGUCAUUUCAUCUAGGAAUCGAAGACUGGACUGCUACACUGCACGUCGCGGCCAAUGAUAAAGAAGUCCCUUCAAAGAAACUUCUUGAUCUCUUUCGGAAGGGCAUAACUAUGAUGCGAUUGCCACCGACGAUCGUGACCUAUUGUGUCGUUAUUCGAGGGUUGCUUGCGAAGGGGGGAGCCAAGGAUGCACUACUUUUAUGGAGAGAAUUGUGCGAGUCUGGACAUACUCUGGAUACAAUUGCGAUCGGCAUCGGCGUAACGGUCCUGACGUAUAAUGAUUUGGCACACGAAGCAUUCGCAUUGCUAGAGAGCGUCUACUCCUGUCAAGAUAUGUCUUUGGUCAACAAGCGUAGGCGACGUCGAUCCGGGCUUCAUGUCAAUAUAUAUGCGCUCAAUCAGUUUAUGGUUGCUCUAUCACGCAAUGGUCGACCAGAUGUCGUUUACGAGUUGUGGUCAAAUCUCGAGCGGCUCUACCAAGUUGAGCCUGACGUGUACACGUUCAAUAUCAUGCUCAGGACAGCAAGGUGGGCGCUAAAGUUGAAUGAAUCCCUGCGGGGGACCUUGGCGGAGUUAGGGCUGUUGAGACCGCCAGGAUCAUCCCCGUCCCACCACUCAUCCAGUCGAGACGUGGUCGCUGCAUGCAUCACAAGUAUGCUUGAUCCAAACAUCCCUCACCGCGUCUUAGGUUUCUGGGAAGGUCACUCCGCUGGCAAAGUCGCAUUGCGUAUAACUCGAGACAUGUUCUUCCAGAACUGGCCGGAGCUACAAUCUGUGAAAGGCCCUGUGCGUGCCCUACGCAGUUCAGGUUCCUCACAGCUGGUCUCUCCAAUGAGCGAUGCGUUUCACAGUCUCCGAGGCGGACCGAAGACCUUGCCCAACAUGGAAAGCAUGCUGCCCUCGUUGCCUCAAGACGCUAUUAUGAAAACUCGUUACGCGCGAAUCGUUCCUACCGAUCCCAGCUUUCGAAUCAUCCUCGAUCUUCUCGCGGCUGAAUCACUUGCGGCCGAGAUCCCUCUUGUUCUGGCGUGGAUGCGAAGUCUCAAUAUAUGGCCUUCAAAGUCCACACUUGCAACGGCUUUGGUGUACUGGUCCGCAGUCAGUUCGGAUGCACCUCUCAUCCAAGCUUGGAAAGGCGGGGAGCAAAAAAGCCCAUAUGCACAGCUUCUUGCUUGGAUGACAGAGUGGGUGGGAGAAUCUAAUAUGCCGGAGCCCGCAAACAUUGCUAUGCAGCUACGAAGGGUGCGAUUCUACAGGGAGGCCAACUAUCUAGAUAUCAUCGAGCAACGGAGAAACGCGUCUGAUGUUGUUGAUUAGAACUGCAAUGCAUUCACAUGGAUUCACAAUCGGAGCAGAUCGCUAUGCUAAGUUUGAUGUCCGGCCGUUGUGGGUACAGCGGGUUCAGUUUUUUUUGCCUACUUCACAUAGUUUUCGUCGGUCAGUGCUUAGUCAUUGGUCAAACUUC